This is a messenger RNA of Podarcis lilfordi (Lilford's wall lizard), 14400 nucleotides long. Lineage: Eukaryota; Metazoa; Chordata; Lepidosauria; Squamata; Lacertidae. The record is from the annotation of a GenBank genome assembly.
AUGAUGUGGGAACUCCGCUCCGUGGCCUUCACUCGAGCUGUCCUUGCCGAAUUCCUAGCUACGCUGCUCUUCAUCUUCUUUGGGCUGGGGGCAGCACUCAACUGGCCUGUGUCCCCACCUAAUGUUCUCCAGAUCUCGCUGGCUUUUGGCUUGGCUAUAGCGACCUUGGUCCAGGCUGUGGGUCAUGUCAGCGGGGCCCAUAUUAACCCUGCUGUGACUGUCGCGUGCCUAGUAGGUUCCCAGGUCUCCUUCCUGAGGGCCAUCUUCUACGUGGUGGCGCAGAUCCUGGGAGCUGUGACAGGGGCAGCCCUCCUGCAUCAAAUCACACCACCCCACAUUCGAGGAAGCUUGUCCAUCAACAGGGUAAGGAUUUCAGGACCUGCAAAAGUGGGAGGGAUGGAGGAUUAAAGCAGGGUGUGUCCAUACUAGGAUGUUCAAGAAACCCAGAUUAGUCUCUUGCAUUGCUCUUUUGCUAAAAAGAAAUCAUGGACCCCAGUUUCUCUCUAUUCUCUGUUCCUGCCUUUCCUCCAAGGAGCUUGGGGCUACCUAGAUCAGGCAUAGGCAAACUCAGCCCUCCAGAUGUUUGGGACUACAAUUCCCAUCAUCCCUGACCACUGGUCCUGCUAGCUAGGGAUGAUGGGAGUUGUGGUCUCAUAACAUCUGGAGGGCCGAGUUUGCCUAUGCCUGACGUAAAUGGUUCUCCCCCUUUCCACAUUAGCUCCACAACAUCCUUGUGAAGUAACUUAGUCUGAAAGAUGGUGACUGUCCUAAGGUCACCCAGUGUGCUUCAUGGCUGGGAUUUGAGCCCAAGUCUUGCGUAUCCUAGACCUGUCCAACACCUUGCGUUACCAAACUGGCCCACUACUGACAUCCUUCAGUACAAUUCAGGAUUGUGGAAGACAAAUUGCAAUGAGACUCCUGUUGUGAUCUAUAGCAGUGACAGCCAGACUUUGUUGUAGGCUGUUAUAAGGGGGGGGGGAUUGCAAUUUAGUUUGAUUAUACACCUGUAUAGGUUAGGCCAGUGCUUCCCAAACUUGGGUCUCCUGCUGUUUCUUGACUACAAUUCCCAUCAUCCUUGACCACUGGCCUUACUAGCUAGGGAUGAUGGGAGUUGUAGUCAAAAAACCCAAGUUUGGGAAACACUGGGUUAGGCAAUUGUUCUGGGUUUAAAAAGACUCAGAUGGAACUAUCAAUUGUCAGUGCAAAUUAAAAGAAGCUAGAUUAUCACAAACCACUUAAAACUAAAGGGCAAGAGGCACUUUUACCUGUUGUGUGUUGUUGCCAGUAAAACAAAAAUAAAGAAAAAACUAGCUUUUCCAGUAGCCUUACUAACAGGGAAAGGGAGAAGAGCAGCAGCAAACUAAACAGGUGAGAAAGAGCAAAGGAAGGAGUUUGGAAGCUGAAAGGUGGUGGACUAUUGAGGCAUGGGAUGAGGUUGGAGACUCACAGUCUGAGGAAAGGAAUUGACCUUGUUGCACCCUUGACUCGGCAUAUGAUGGGUUUGAAUCAGUUUGUUUUGGCUCACACAAAGGGCUUCUCAAGGCUAGUGUUUAUUUUGGGUGUGUUCUGCAACAUGUUCUUGACACAAUAAUAGUGUGUGGAUUUAUUCUGCUUUGUUAGUUCAUCUGUGAUGCUUCCCAGCAUAACCGCAUUACAGUGGUACCUCGGGUUACAUACGCUUCAGGUUACAGACACUUCAGGUUACAGACUCCGCUAACCCAGAAAUAGUACCUUGGGUUAAGUACUUUGCUUCAGGAUGAGAACAGAAAUCACACGGCGGCAGUGCAGCAGCCCCAUUAGCUAAAGUGGUGCUUCAGGUUAAGAACAGUUUCAGGUUAAGAACGGACCUCCGGAACAAAUUAAGUACGUAACCAGAGGUACCACUGUAUUGCUGCCCAGAGGACUGAUAGCACAGUAACAGUGUGCGGGGUGGGGGACCAGAGGGUUUGCGUGAUAAAAAGAUAGGGGAUUUCAAUGGGAAGUUACAGUAUAUGCACUGAUUAGAAAUGAAGCAGUGUGAACACCCCAAAACAUUUGCAGGUACAAACAAUAUUGAAAGGGUGGCUGUGUUUGACUUCUCCAAUAGCAUCACAAGCACAAAUAAUGAUGAAUGUGCAAUAAAAAGGUUGUCUAGAGGGGCCCGAAGCUGGGUGUUCCCAGGCUUUGGAGAGAGAAAAUUUCUAUUUAAUCUGAACUAAUUUGAUUUAACAGUACGUACAAUUCAAAUGUUUUUGAAAAGUUUAACAAUCCAAUUAUCGACUUAUCCUUGUUAUAUUUUGCAGAGUACUAACCUAGGGGCCAUCUCAGUGUUGCAUGUCAUGUGCAAAUUGCUCACAGUGUGAAAACGUCUUCUUUUGAAAAACGUCCAAAACUUUAGAGUUGCCUAGCACAAACCCCCUCCCUGCAUCUCCUUGUCUGAAAAUCGCAGGUUCCAUCCAUUCUGCCAGCAAAUUCCAUGCUACUACCAAAAAUGAUUUUGUGGUGCAUUUGUUGACUUCCACUUUGUCAACAAAUUGCCUGAGAUUUCAGGCUAUGAGGUGAGACCACUCUGAGGCCAAGCAUGGUGUUUAUUUGAGCCCGUAAGCAGACCUUUUGAGCUAAAUGUUGUUCUCUGUUCACAGCCCUAAUCAUUAUUAACAUACAGUGGUACCUCGGGUUAAGUACUUAAUUCGUUCCGGAGGUUCGUUCUUAACCUGAAACUGUUCUUAACCUGAAGCACCACUUUAGCUAAUGGGGCCUCCUGCUGCCGCCGCGCCGCCAGAGCCCAAUUUCUGUUCUCAUCCUGAAGCAAAGUUCUUAACCCGAGGUAUUAUUUCUGGGUUAAUGGAGUCUGUAACCUGAAGUGUAUGUAACCUGAAGCGUAUGUAGCCCGAGGUACCACGGUAUAAUUAUAAUUAUGUAAGCGUCCUGAUUCUAUUUUAUGACUGGGUUGAGUAAAAUCAAUACAGUGGUACCUCGAGUUACAUACGCGUCAGGUUACAUACACUUCAGGUUACAGACUCCGCUAACCCAGAAAUAAUACCUCGGGUUAGGAACUUUGCUUCAGGAUGAGAACAGAAAUCGUGCUCCGGCAGCGCAGCAGCAGCAAGAGGUCCCAUUAGUUAAAGUGGUGCUUCAGGUUAAGAACAGUUUCAGGUUAAGAACGGACCUCCGGAACGAAUUAAGUACUUAACCCGAGGUACCACUGUAUUCAGUUAUGUUCUAGAGCUGCUAAAUGCACAUCCAUCCAGAUGUCAUAAUGAGCAUUCUUCGAGAAUGAUUAUGACUCUCAGUGUUAUAGUUUUUUGGCAUUAAUCAGGAGAGAGCUCAUGAUACUACUUAUUAAAGUUUACUUCAGAGGUCAGCAACCUUUUUCAGCCAGGCUGGACUAUAUUUCAGGAGAAAAAAUGAACGAAUUCCUAUGCCCCACAAAUAACCCAGAGAUGCAUUUUAAAUAAAAGGAUACAUUCUACUCAUGUAAAAACAUGCUGAUUCCCGGACCUUCCGCGGGCCGUAUUUAGAAGGUGAUUUGGCCAGAUCCUGGCCCCGGGCCUUAGGUUGCCUGCCCCUGGUUUACGUCUUUGUUCUGCUAGAACAAAUAGCAUGUUUUUGUUGACAGUUCCCUUUUGGUCAAACUGUACUUUGUAGAGCUUUAGUACAAAGGUAGAAGAUAUAUGGAAUGGCACAGGAAGAGCCAAUGUGGUACUCUCCAAACAUUUGGGAUUACAACUCCCAUCAACCCUAGCCAGCACAGUCAAUGAUCAGGAAUGAUGGGAGUUGUAGUCCACCAAUAUCUGGAGGGCUCCACAUUGGCUACUCCGAGAGGGGGGUGGAGAGGAAACAUGAAUUCUCCACGAAACAAAUUAGGGGAGGGGGAAGCUGAGGUAGUGCCAAUAAGGAUAACUGCUCCGGACAUAAUAGUAUUAGGUAUAAUAAAUCUAGUACCCACCAUUAUCUCAUUGGGAAUCAUAUUAAUUAACUAGCUAGGUUUGAAAGGCAUGAAACUUUGGAAAUUCUUCCAGAAGUUGUCAAGUUGCCAUCAAGCCAUAUGUGCUGGAACAUUCACAGGAUUACCACAACAGAAUGCUCUUGGAUGAUGCAAUGCUCUGGGAUCCUUUCCCUUCUCUCCAUGGACUCAGUUCUGAUUCUUAUCACUCAGUUUACUUCCCUAAUGAGCUACUGACUGAGACACAUCAGGCAUCACUGCUGGACAAGGAGGAGAACAAUUUCUUCGACAGCAUGAAUUGCCAUACAUCUUCUGGAGGGCUGUUGUGUGUUUUCCAUGAUUCCCAGAGUGUGCUACAAAAAUGCAAAUGUUGUUAUCGGAGCAUCAGAUUCUGCACUUCAACAUUAAUGUACAAUGUGGUGCAGUGGUUAAGAGUGGUAGUCUUGUAAUCUGGUGAACUGGAUUCGCUUCCCCGCUCCUCCACAUGCAGCUGCUGGGUGACCUUGGGCUAGUCACACUUCUCUGAAGUCUCUCAGCCUCACUCACCUCACAGGGUGUCUGUUGUGAGGGACGAAAGGAAGGAGGUUGUGAGCCACUUUGAGACUCCUACGGGUAGUGAUAAAGCGGGAUAUCAAAUCCAAACUCUUCUUCUUCUUCAUUACAGUGGUACCUCAGGUUACAGACACUUCAGACUCCACUAACCCAUAAUAGUGUCUCGGGUUAAGAACUUUGCUUCAGGGUGAGAACAGAAAUUGCGCGGCAGCAGCGGGAGGCCCCAUUAGCAAAAGUGGUACCUCAGGUUAAGAACAGUUUCAGGUUAAGAAUGGACCUCCAGAACGAAUUAAGUUCUUAACCCGAGAUACCACUGUAUUUCUAAGUAAAGCAAGACUCUAUGCUUCAAAGAGGGACGUGGGUGGCGCUGUGGGUAAAAGCCUUAGCGCCUAGGGCUUGCCGAUCGAAAGGUCGGCGGUUCGAAUCCCCGCGGCGGGGUACUCUCCUGUUGCUCGGUCCCAGCGCCUGCCAACCUAGCAGUUCGAAAGCACCCCCGGGUGCAAGUAGAUAAAUAGGGACCGCUUACUACCAGGAAGGUAAACGGCGUUUCCGUGUGCUGCGCUGGCUCGCCAGAUGCAGCUUGUCACGCUGGCCACGUGACCCGGAAGUGUCUCCGGACAGCGCUGGCCCCCGGCCUCUUGAGUGAGAUGGGCGCACAACCCUAGAGUCUGUCAAGACUGGCCCGUACGGGCAGGGGUACCUUUACCUUUACCUUUAUGCUUCAAAGAGAAGCUUGGAAGAUGACUGAGAGAUCUCAUAUGUUUGGGAUAGGGAGCUCUUCCUCACCCCAUCCCACUUCCUUUCCAGCAGGAUAAUAAAUUGCACAAAUGGUGUAGUUUUAGAGUGACCUCAGUGUGGAAUGCUAGCUUGCAGGAGUGCUCCUGUGAGCCACACCCAGAACAAUCAUGUGGAAAGAACUUGAACCACCCCUAGACACAAUUUGCGAUCUACCAAGAUGAAUGCAGUCAACCAGUCAUGUAUGGUGGUGCACCGGAGCCUCAAUAAAUAUCCUGUUUUUGCUCCUCGAUUUGGGUUGCCCAAGAACAGAGAGGUUGUCUACUACAGCAUCUCUUCAGAACAACACAGUUAGGCAGGUCUAAGCUUUAGCUGUGCCUUUUUCAAGCUAGGCAUAAGCAUAUCAGGAAUCUGUGCAGUCAUGUAUUCAAAAUUUCAGUAGUGAAGCAUGUUUAUAUUUAUUGUGUCCAGCAGGGCAAGUGCGUCACAGAUGAGAAUCUUUGCUGUUGCCAGAAUGCCAGUGGCAUUGCAAAUCAUUCUCUUCCCCACCUGCCCACAACUUACAUAAGAUUAAGGCAAAUCAAAAUGCCAUUGUAGUUGCAAAAGAGGCAAAUAAUAGAGAUGUUAUCUUUGUGUUCAUUCAAGGUUGUCAACAGAUAACUAUUGCAGGGACCUUGUGCCAAAGUAGAAACAAAGGUUCACCCAAGUACACGUGUGUGUGUGUGUGUGUGUGUGUGUGUGUGCACGCACGCACACAAACACAUAUUUAUCACUAUUUGCUAAAAAUAUAUAUCACAUAAUCAGUUGCAUUGGUCAAACUCAUAACUGCCCUUAACUCUGUGACACAGUCACAUAGCCAAAUGCUAGUAGUUAUGCCAUCUUCUACUUCAGUGUGUAAUACAAUGGCAAGAAUCUUCAAGGAAGUGCUUAAUUUUCUUCUGUUUUUUUCAGGUACACAAUAAUACAACAUCAGGUCAGGCGGUCACCAUGGAACUGUUCCUCACCUUCCAGUUGGUCCUGUGCAUUUUUGCCUCAACUGAUGACCGCAGGAGUGAUAACCUGGGAUCCCCAGCCUUGUCCAUUGGUUUCUCUGUUGUCCUGGGUCACCUGCUUGGAGUGCGUAUCUCAAGAGCAUUUAUUGACAACUGUUGAGUAUGCAUGGAUGAAAAUACUGACAGCAGGGCAUGUGUUUAAGAGGGUGCAAUAUACCCAUCUUAGCUUCCCAGGGCUGGGAGAUCAGGAGGAAAGGUUGGUGUUGUGAUUGCGCCAAAUAUGCAGUUUCAAUUUUUCAUUCGAAUCCACCUGUUUUGGUUGGGUGGAAAUUUCUCCUGACACCCACUUCAAAUGUUCAAAUAUACAUCUCUUUAAAAAUAAAUCCUCUUCAACACUGCUGUUUCCUCUGGGCUGCUGAAACUUCAGUGCCAUUCUCUACCCUUUGCUGCUUCCACCUCCUUGGAUUAAUCGCAUUGCACAUCCCAACCAAUCAGAGAUCACAUCUUGAACAAGAUGACAUCAUCUUUAUAUGUAUAUAUAAUUUUUAUUAAAUUUUCUAAUUUACAUUUCAAAAUAGUCAUAUAAACAACCUUAAAUCAAGGACUUCCCUUCUUCUCUAUCCAUGGUUCAUUUUGCAUACCACACAUCCCUGCAUAUGUUACAUGAACUAAACCAUUCAGUAAUCCAUCGUUACAUCCGUCAAAACUUAUUUACACUGUUGAAUUUAUCUUAACACUACCAGCAUCUUUAAUUAAACAAAAUUUUCACCCAUAUAUUCAGUAAACACCAUCAACUGGUACCUAGUCAGACUUGGCUAGAAGACAUGGGGGCAAGUUAAAUGAAUGUGUGAAUAUUUUCACAAGGACACACAAACACAUUUACAAUGUUGAAUUUAUCUUAAUGCUACAAGCAUUUUUAAUUAAACAAAAUUUUCAUUAUAUUCAUAUAUAUUUCAAUAUAUUCAGUAAACACCAUCAACUGGUACCUAGUCAGACUUGGCUAGAAGACGUGGGGGCGAGUUAAAUGAAUGUGCGAACAUUUUCACAAGGACACACAAACACAUUUCCCAAAAGGUAGGAUGCAAGGCAUUAUUAUAUUUAUUUUUAGUGCACUCCAAAAUAUGUUCAUAUGAAAUGGUGUUGACUCAGCCCUGGCUUAGCAGGUAAUCAUUUUCAUUUUCAUCAGUUUCUUCAGAAGUAAAUAACUGGGGUGAGUUUUAGGUAAUGAGUACCAUUAGCUGAAGCACUUCUCAAGGACUUCUGCUUGCUCAAUGGGACUUCCCCCCACUCUCCUCUUCCUACAUCCCCCAAACUGACAAGGGGGUCAGGAGAACCUCCGGAAUGGGGGAGGUGAGAGAGGGGAUUACUCCAAUGGCAAGCCCAAAAUCUUGCCCUGAUUGAAUGAUUGCUUUAGUGUAAGGUUGAAUUUAUUCCCAAAAUUAUUCUUGUUUUACGGAUAGAAAAAUGAGCCACAGAGAAAUGGAAAAGGCUAGUGGAUCAAAGUUUCCUAAACAAAAUGUCACAAUAGCAUAGUUGUUGGCCUAAUGUUAGCAUUAAGAUAGAAAAGGAGUAAGUUGAGCAUUUCUUAGUGAAACAACUUUCCAGUGAAAAAUCUGGUAAUAAUCAUAGCAGGCAGCUUCUACUCAGAAGACUGGAUUUUGAGGUCCUCAAAGACACAGACUUCCACCACAGGGCCAACUAGCAUACAGUGUCUGGGGAAGCAAUAAAAUAUUCCCUGCUUCUUUGAGUAUAUCUUAAUCUAUGAAUGGCUCCCAGCUCUCUGUCUUGAUUGGCUAGAACUGGGAAGCAGGGGUGGCAAGAUCCUGUAAAUUCUACAAGCAAGGACUCUCUUGCCCUCUUAAAUAGUUCCCCCCCCCCAUCUUUGCCCCUCUGCCUUUGGGCUGCUUCCUCAGAUAUUUGCUACUAACUCAUGACAGCUUGACUGCAAUAAGGGUUUUUCCAUGUGCUAUGUGACUCUCAUGUGAGCUAGUGACUAUUAACAGGCCUGCUGUCACUCAUUCACAGUGAGAUUGUGUACAUGUUUGCUCAGAAGGAAGUCCCAUUGUGUUUAAUGGGGCUUAAAGGUAAAGGUAAAGGGACCCCUGACAAUUAAGGGACACCUGACAAUUAAGUCCAGUCGCGAACGACUCUGGGGUUGCAGCGCUCAUCUCGCUUUACUGGCCAAGAGAGCCGACGUUUGUUCACAGACAGUUUUUCCAGGUCAUGUGGCCAGCAUGACUAAGCUGCUUCUGGCAAAACCAGAGCAGUGCACGGAAACUCCAUUUACCUUCCCGCCGGAGCAGUACCUAUUUAUCUAGUUGCACUUUGACGUGCUUUCGAACUGCUAGGUUGGCAGGAGCAGGGACCAAACAACGGGAGCUCACCCUGUCGCAGGGAUUCGUAUCGCCGACCUUUCGAUCGGCAAGCCCAAGUGGCACAGUGGUUUAACCCACAGCGCCACCCGCAUUCCUUGAAUGGGGCUUAAUCCCAGGUAAAAGUGCACAAAAUUGCAAUUUAAGAAUGCUCUAUCCAGCUCCUAAGCCUUGGGGUGAGUCAAAUACAACCCAUAGGCCACAUCUUAGCCACUCCUUAGCACCAGAGGUAUUGAAACACUGCACUACAUAAGGCAUCGGAUUGUUGUUCUCUCUGAAGAGCUAGAGAUAGUUCAAGAAUUCUUCUGAAAGCCAUGACCAAGCUCCUUAAUCCACAGGAGUACAUGCUCUGCCAUUAGCAACAAUCUCUUAUGACAGCUACAGCCACGCUUGACUCCACUUGCAUUCUUUAAAGCCACGAGGCCAAACUUCACAUGUAAUGAAGAUCUAUUAGUGGAUUUAUCAACUUUUUAAAAAAUGAAUCAAUCUUGGUCUAAGGCUGCACACCCUACAGAAUUUAACAGGACUUACUUCUGAGUAUAUAUGUGGUUAGGAUUGCACUAUAAAUCUCCCCUACCCCACUGGCUGUUUUCUCUUGGGGGGGGGAAACAAGGCCUCAGGAUUGGCCUUGGAUCUCUGGGUUUAGUAGUAGUAGUAGUAGUAGUAGUAGUAUUUGUAUUCUGUUUCUAAGUCACGUUGUGGUCUCUCAGCUUCAGCCUGUGUUUCAGAUUCUAAACCACUCUGUAUAAGGUGUAGCUCUUUAUUCCCCAUUCAUUAGGAUGGAGAAUAUUAAAAUGGAUAGAACUUUUCCACCUUUUGGCCAAAGUGGAUGAAAUUUACAGGCAUGGGAGCUCCUCCAAAGUGGAUUAAGAUUGACAAAUCGCAGAAAACUAAAUCCAGAGGGUUUUAUGGGGGAAGUAGUUCGAAAGCACGUCAAAGUGCAAGUAGAUAAAUAGGUACCACUCCAGCGGGAAGGUAAAUGGUGUUUCUGUGCGCUGCUCUGGUUGCUAGAAGCGGCUUAGCCAUGCUGGCCACAUGACCCGGAAGCUGUACGCUGGCUCCCUCGGCCAAUAAAGAGUUGGUCACGACUGGACCUAAUGGUCAGGGGUCCCUUUACCUAGAAGAUUUUUACUUUCCUCCAUAACUCACAUUAGUUUCAUAUUUUGCAUGGAGUGUGGAGGAAGAGGGCUUUGUCUCUUGCUUUCUUACCUUAACACAGGCAUAAGCAAACUCCGGGCCUCCAGAUGUUUGGGACUACAAUUCCCAUCAUUCCUGACCACUGGUCCUGUUAGCUAGGGAUGAUGGGAAUUGUAGUCCCAAACCUUUGGAGGACUGGAGUUUACCUAUGCCUGCCUUAAAAGAAUUAAGAGGCAAAGUGGUGUGCAUUCUUGCCUGUAUAUUUCUAAAAACUUCACAGCUUCACAGCUUCACACCUUACUUUCCACUAUCAGGUAGAUCUUCCAACAUGAGGUUGUCUAGAACCAGUGUAGGUUGGCCAAUUAGGGCAAAUGGAGUGUUGCGCAUGAGCCUCUGUCUGCCUUCAGCCAUCCCCCCUCUGUCUGCUUUCUAAUUUAUAUUCAGUACAGGGGAUGGUGCCUGCUGUGAGCUUCCUCUUCCUAAUCCUCAGUGUUGCCAUGAUGGAACUCAGUAAUGAGGAGGAUGGGUGCAAAGUUAAAUUUAAUUGGUUCUGCCUGCCAUGGUCUUUUUGUCUCCUACCCUACCAGUCCCAAUGAUCACUAGUCACCAUGGUCUAGAAUAUGGCCUGUGGGGCUCUGAAAACUUCUGGCUUGUUGUUCCUUAAUGAAGAGCAACAUAGAAAGUUGUUGUUGUUGUUUUUUAAAAAAAGAAGCAAACUUUUAGUUUUUUAAAAAUUAUCUGCUGCUGUGCAUUAACAAAAUAAUUAACAACAACAACAACACAGACAUCUUCAGAAACUCCACGGGAAUAUUCUGGGCAGCCUUACUUCUUGCAGAGAAAGUAAGACCUAGAGAAAAUAAGACAGGGUGAAAAACCUCACAUCACCCCGAUUUCCUUCUUUGUUGGGACUCCACAUAGAAUUGAUGCACACCCUUAAAAAAAAAGAUGCUAAAGCUGAUGGUAGAUUCCCUCCAUGCAUUAAAGGAGAAUGUCAGAAGAGCUAACCACAGAUAUUUAUCAUAUUUACACCAUGCCCUUCCUCCAGCAUGCACAGUUCUUUCUGUCUCAACCCCUUUCAUCCUCACAUUGAUCCUGUGAAGUGCAUUAGGCUGGGGGACAGUCACUGACCCAAGGUCGCCCAGUGGACUUCAUGGGUGAGUGCAGAUUUGAACCUGCAUCUGCCCACUCUAACCACUACACCACCACCCCUUUCGCCAUGUGUUGUUUGACCUUCCAAAGUGUGAUUGCGAAAGUAUCCUUGAACAACUAAUAAUAGAAAAUCCAAGCUUUCAUCCAAGUGUCAUGUUUUUUUAAUUAUUAUUUCAUAAAAUGUAUACACCACUUGAUUAUAAAAAAAAAGACCUCAAAGUGGUUUACCAAAAGAUAAAACAAUAAAAUCAAGGGGGGUGGAUGGGACACAUGACUCAAGCAUACUUUAUUUGGUGAAGCUCUUUCAGAAAAUGUUUCCCUUAUCAGGUGACCUUUAAAAGUCACACACUAAAGAGUUGCACAGAUUCUCCGGGAAAGACCCAUAGAAACAGUCCCGUAUACUCACAGCAUUGAGGAAGCACUGUGAGAUGAAUAAGCAUUUUCCGCAGUCCUUCUGUACCAUUUACAGCCCACAUGGUUCUGUAGUAGGAAGCAUUUGGUGAAACAGAAAUAAUGUGCUUAUCUGAGGCCCUCAGGCAUGCCCUAGGCCCUGUUCUCCUGCCUGAUGGCUGCCAUCAGAUUCCCAAGAACCAUGGGAAAGGGCUGAUGACCUGAUGAUACUUGGGGGUCUUGGGAAACUGAUAAAAUAUAAUGCCCCUUGAUGUUUCCACAAGAACCGUCUCAAUAUUUUUGGCAUCAUUUAUUUCCCCCUCUUUAACUCAGCGGGACGCGGGUGGCGCUGUGGGUUAAACCACAGAGCCUAGGGCUUGCCGAUCAGAAGGUCGGCGAUUCGAAUCCCCGCGAUGGGGUGAGUUCCCGUUGCUCGGUCCCUGCUCCUGCCAACCUAGCAGUUUGAAGGCCCAUCAAAGUGCAAGUAGAUAAAUAGGUAUCUCCGGCAGGAAGAUAAACGGCGUUUCUGUGUGCUGCUCUGGUUUGCCAGAAGCGGCUUUGUCAUGCUGGCCACAUGACCCGGAAGCUGUUCGCCGACUCCCUCGGCCAGUAAAGCGAGAUGCGCGCCGCAACCCCAGAGUCGGUCACGACUGGACCUAAUGGUCAGGGGUCCCAUUACCUUUACCUUUUAACUCAGCAAGUCACUACCCACAUAAAGGUAAUGUUUUGACUCCAGCACUAAUAUCCAUAGCAAUAAAUGCUUUUCUUUUUUCCCCUAGAUCUACUACACUGGCUGCUCCAUGAACCCUGCUAGAUCUUUUGGUCCUGCUGUGAUUGUGGGUGAAUUUGACAACCACUGGGUAAGACUCCUAAUGGAUUGUGCCCAGUAGUGGGGGUGGACUUCAGAACCUCAGAGCUAUCCUCCUUAUACCAGCAUCACUACUGUUUACCUGGAUGGGGCUGAGCUGGGGCAGCAACCAGCAAGGUCAGGGCCACAUGAGUGCACCAGUGAGAGGGCCAGGUGGGUAGAGGGGGUCCUGCCACUGUACCCUCAUGGCCCCAACCUCCCCACAUCUCUGCCCAUCCCCACUAAGAUAAGUAUAAUGCUGGUGUUAGAACGGCAGUUCUGUUGCUCUGCCCCAGCACACAUUUCACUGCUGCCUAUAGCAUACCUAUGGCUGACAGAGUUGAGUGUGAGGAGAAGGUGGAGGGAAUGAUGGGGGUUCUUAUACCUGGAGCCUUGUAUUCAUGCAUGUUCAUAGCAGGCAAGAUGCAUCCCCUCCUGUUCUGAGAGAUACGGCUUUUGGGAAACGUAGAGAAACAGGCUGUACGAGAGCCGGAAAACAGCAAGCCUAGCAACUCGAAACAACAUUUUGGGAAUCCCCCAAAAUGCAAAACAGCAACAAAACAGGGUCAGUGUUUUCACAGGGACACGUAACAGUAAUUGGAACCAUCCCUGGUUAAAUACAGACCAUUGAAGCAUAUGCAAGACCAACCCAAGGCUUGGGCCAGAUGAGAUGCUUAUGGCCAUGUGGAUUUCCCUACUUUUCAGGGAUCAGAAAGCCUGUUGGCAAAGGAAGACUAUUAUGUGGAUACAAGAGCUGCCAAUUGAAAGAAAGAUGUAGUGAUUGGCAACAAGAACCAUAGGCAAGUUUUUCUUUGGUGAUCACUUGUAGCCAAGUAAGAUUGUCUUCCAUUGGUUGAACUGGUUUGAAGCCAGAAAAGGCUUAAGUGGCUUGUUCUUUGUGACUCGGCAGUAGAUUAAAAACCCCAUUCUGGUUCUAGUUAAUACCGGAAUGAGUUCUUCAGAUUCUGGUUUUAGCCAGCUUUAGGGUAGUUUUUCAUUGGAUCUUUCUUUCGUCUAUUUUUUUAAUAUGGAGACAACUUAACAUUUGUGUUCAAUGAGGUGAAAGAAUGAAGGAAGUAAAAGCUAUUAGCAAGUUUGGCAGAUAUCCAUUGAUUCUUUAACUUCCCACAUAUUGGGCCAAACCAAAAACACAUGUGACAAGGCAUUAUUAUUAUUAUUAUUAUUAUUAUUAUUAUUAUUAUUAUAUUAUUGAAGUUAUGAAGCGUCCCUGAGCUGCCCUGUUGUAACAAAGAGGGCUGCCAUUCACCGAGCUACUUGGAUUCUUGAGAUCCGGGCAGGGAGGAGGGCCCAGAGAUAAAAUGAGGCAGUAAUUAUAGCUCAGUAACAACAGCUAUAACUGCUUAGCAUCAAAUGCUAAGCAGGUUCAACAGUGGCAAAUAGCUGGAUAUGGAACAAUAGAGGGCCAUUGCCUUUGAUCUGUUAUAGGCAAGACUUUCUUGCUUUCUUAGGGGAAGAACUGUAACUCGGAGACAGAGCACAACUUUUGCAUGCAGAAAGUACCAGGUUGAAUCACCAAGCAGAAGAGAGCACAUGAGCUCAACAGAAGUUGGGGGUGGAAAGAGUUGGUAAAUGCAGAUGGGGUUGGGAAGAGGAAGUGGUCCAGAACAGCAAGGAGAAAGCCAGAGGGAGGAAUCUGAAAGGAGCAGGACAACUGGGAGAGUAAAGGAGUGGAGGGGGAAGCUGCAUGUGAUCAGGAGCUGCAGAUGUGAGGAACUGCACGUGAAACUGGAAUGGCCAACUAAAUAUUUGGCCAAUAGCUAUUUGGUAAUCUUGAGUUUUCCAACUGCGCCAACACACCCAUAACUCUUUCCCCCUAAUUACAUUACAUUAAUUGCAAUAUAUUGAAAAAAAAUCUCUACUGCCCUAUUGUGGGAAACCUUGAACUAGAAUUUUGAGGUCUAAUGGGGGAAGAGCUAUCUUCUAUACUACACUUAAUCUUAGCCAAAAGGCUGAGAAGUGAUGCUACCUUCUAUAAAUUGUUUGGUACCAGAAUUUAUACAAGAAUGUUCAUCCUGGUCAACCAUCAACCUUGUAUCUCUCUCAUUCUCUCCUUUCCUCCCUCAGGUCUUCUGGCUGGGUCCAAUGGCUGGAGCGGUGGUGGCUUCCUUGCUCUACCACUACGCUCUCUUCCCCCAUGCAAAGACCCUCUCGGAGCGGCUAGCAAUCUUCAAAGGCUACGAGCCGGAAGAAGACUGGGAGGAGCGUGAUGUUCGCAGGAGGCAAUCGAUGGAGCUCCACUCCCCACAGACCCUGCCUCGAAGUGUGAUGGAGAAAGUCUAG